GUGUCUGUGUGGAGGCGUCGGAGGGCCUAGGUCGGUGUGCGGUGCCCUUCGGCCGGCCUGAGCCCCAAAGUCAGCUCCCCUUUCUUGCCCAGCGCCCCCAGGUCGCUCCCGGGGCUCACGUGCCUCCAAUACACAAUAAGAUACUUUCAUUAUAGAGAGUGGCUGUUACAUGGCCUGGGACCAAAGAAAGCAUUUAUUGUACAGGCCAGUGCUAGGCGGAUUGGAGGUUGUUGAAUUGAAUUGUGGAGAAUUCGUUGUAACCACCUCCAACAAAGCUGUGUUACUGUGUAUGCUGGCCAGAUGUGGAGAAAUAGCUUUAUUACAUAGAGAACCAUAAUGAAGAUUUGCCCCACAAUGUUUCUCCAGGAAUAGUACAGAAAGAGACAUCAUAAUACAUCUCCUAGGACUGAAAAUUGAACACAGACCCUGUUUGGAUCAAGUCAGUUCCCUGAGCCUGAAAGAUGACUGCUGAAUCAAGGGAAGCCACAGGUCUGUCCCCCCAGGCUGCACAGGAAAAGGAUGGUAUUGUAAUAGUGAAGGUAGAAGAGGAGGAUGAGGAAGAACACAUGUGGGGACAAGAUUCCAGCCUGCAGGAGACACCUCCCCCAGACCCAGAAAUAUUCCGCCAACGUUUCAGGCGCUUCUGUUACCAGAACACUUUUGGGCCUCGAGAGGCUCUGAGUCGACUGAAGGAACUUUGUCAUCAGUGGCUGCGACCAGAAAUAAAUACAAAGGAGCAGAUCCUAGAGCUGCUGGUACUGGAGCAGUUCCUUUCCAUUCUGCCCAAGGAGCUCCAAGUCUGGCUGCAGGAAUACCGCCCAGAUAGUGGAGAGGAGGCUGUGACCCUUCUAGAAGACUUGGAGCUUGAUUUGUCGGGACAGCAGGUCCCAGGUCAAGUUCAUGGACCUGAGAUGCUCGCAAGGGGGAUGGUACCUCUGGAUCCAGUUCAGGAGUCCUCGAGCUUUGAUCUUCAUCAUGAGACCACCCAGUCCCAUUUCAAACAUUCAUCUCGGAAACCCCGCCUUUUACAAUCACGGGCUCUCCCUGCCACCCAUGCUCCUGCCCCUCCUUGUGAGGGAAGUCCCAGAGACCCGGCGAUGGCAUCUGCACUGCUCACGGCAGAUUCCCAGGCAAUGGUGAAGAUUGAGGACAUGGCUGUGUCCCUCAUCCUGGAGGAAUGGGGGUGUCAGAACCUGGCUCGGAGGAACCCCAAUAGGGACAACAGACAGGAGAAUUAUGGGAACGUGUUUUCCCAGGGUUGUGAAAGCAGGAAUGAAAAUGAGGAGUCAACCUCAAAGGCUGAGAAUGCAGAAGAUACAUCACAUGGGGAGACAGCAGGGAGAUUCCAAAAGGAGUUUGGAGAGAAACGUGACCAGCACGGCAAAAUAGAAAAGCAGCAGAAAAACCCUGAGGAGAAAACUGGAAAAGAAAAGAAGAAUUCAGGGCCAGCCACGGUCAAGGAAAAAAAAACCACCACAGGAGAGAGAGGUCCGAGGGAGAAGGGUAAAGGAUUGGGAAGAAGUUUCAGUCUGAGUUCAAACUUUACUACCCCUGAAGAAGUUCCGAUGGGAACAAAGUCUCACAGAUGUGAUGAAUGUGGUAAAUGCUUCACAAGAAGUUCAAGCCUUAUUCGCCAUAAAAUAAUCCACACUGGAGAAAAGCCCUAUGAAUGUAGUGAGUGUGGGAAAGCCUUCAGUCUUAACUCAAACCUUGUCCUACAUCAGAGAAUCCACACAGGAGAGAAACCUCAUGAAUGUAAUGAGUGUGGCAAAGCCUUCAGUCAUAGUUCAAAUCUUAUCUUACAUCAGCGCAUCCACUCUGGAGAAAAACCUUAUGAAUGUAAUGAGUGUGGGAAGGCCUUCAGCCAGAGCUCAGACCUCACUAAACAUCAGAGAAUCCACACGGGGGAGAAACCCUACGAAUGUAGUGAAUGUGGAAAAGCUUUCAACCGAAACUCAUACCUUAUUUUGCAUCGGAGAAUUCACACUCGAGAAAAGCCUUAUAAGUGCACUAAAUGUGGCAAGGCCUUUACCCGGAGCUCGACCCUCACUCUUCAUCACAGAAUCCAUGCCAGAGAGAGAGCCUCUGAGUACAGCCCAGCCUCCCUUGAUGCAUUUGGAGCAUUCCUGAAAAGUUGUGUGUAAAACAAGAAUUUGUCAUCUGCCAUUCCCCCUUUUGUUUCUAAAUUAUUCAGAGAUGUGUGCCCAUGGAGGGAAAUAAAACAGCCUCAACAGAUUUUUUUUUUUAAUCAUACUUAAGUAUCCUCAUAGUUACAUCAGCAGUGUUCUGCCUUUGUAUAGUCUGAGCAGGCAAUUCUUCCACACAGUACCUGCAGGGAAAAGCUAGUCACAUGGGUAGUCUACAUGAUACUUUCACACAAGAUAAAAGCACACGCAUAGUAAAAUAUCCAGCUUUUCAGUAAUGAGGAUACCUUUAAGGCACUAUUAGACUCUCAGCAACCACAGCGUGUAAUUGAAAAAUUGAGAUUGGCUCCUUGCAUCUGAGGUUAAGAAGCUGCUUGCUGCAAGUAAGCCCUACUUGGCCAACAUCUUGCUUAUUUCUCAAAGAAGAGGGACAGUUAAAACAAAAACUACAUUGAGACAUGCUGCUUAAGCUAGUUAUAUAUACAAUAAGUUUUAUAUAUAAUCACUGGUAGCCUACCAAAGCUAUAGAAAUCUAGGACUGUGCUAAUCAGUAUCAAACCAAAGAUUUCUAUCUCUUCCGGGAAGAGAGGGUACGUGCACCAGUCUACACUUCCAAAGGACUACAACAAAUGUAGAUGGUUCUAUCCUCAUCGCUGAAAUCAGUUCUACUGAAAUGGCAACAACGAUUCAAAACACUUCUCUCCUUUUUUGAAAUCCCUAAAGCACUAGAGCACUCCUAAAAGCAUUUCUCCACAAAUUAGCACUUGAUUGUAUACUGUCUUUUAAUCACUGUUUCAUGUAUGAAGUUUUUAUCCCUCCAAAAGAGAUGCUUCAAUUGUCAAGGGUUAUAUUUCUAUCUCUGACAGCACAGCACUGGAGGUAGCGCUAAACAUGUAAGAGGCACUCAUUAUGACUGACUUCUAGCAGGACUUUUACAUUAUGAUAAAGCCCAAUAAAUGGUGAGUAGCCUGGCCCAACUUUUAAAAGAGGAUAUUCAGAGCCACACAAUAUGCUAAACCUCUAGGGUCUGAUAUUAUUUUUGUCCCAAAUAUAAAUGAAAGGCGCUGGUUAGCCACCUACCCAGACUUUGUAAACCUGGAUCAGUAAGUAAAUACCAUGGAAUGUCAGAAAUGACUCUGCUGUUGUCAUCUUAAAGAAGAAAAAUGAACACUGACUAAGGUCAAUUUCUUGACAUCUUUCUAAGACAAAAAUCUUAGCCAGAAUUCUCUUCAGUCACCUGCUGAACAAUAUGAUGACUUGGGCACUUUCUGAAUCACUUGGAAUUUAGUAAGAGUUCAGAAGAUGUGACUUUUGCUGCUUUUCAGGAAAGGGAAAGUUGUAAGGAGUAUUUUUUUUCUACACUUUUCCAGAAACUUUGCAAAAGCAUUAGUCAUCAUUAGCUGGCAAUUACUAAACAUAUUUUGUUGUCCUGAGACAUUCAACAGUGUACUAAGACGUGGACAGUUUUAUCAGUCACAGUACACAGUGUCUUUUCUGUUUCUCAUCACUAAAGACUGAAGUGAGGUUCUGAAACUAAUCUUUCUCAUCAGAUGUGCAGGAAGAUACAAUUGGCUACCUAAAAGCUGAUGACGGAGAUUGUUUCACACAUACAAGAUACCCAAGUAUUAUGGGCUAUGUAGGUAGCCAUCAAGGACUUGGGUAAUGAUAACUAAUGAGAGCAUUCAAAUGUGUGUGGACAGCCCUAUAGAAACUUAGAAACAGACUAAGAAUAAACCUGAAGAGUGUCAGUGUGACCACCCCCAUAAAGGGAGAACCCCACAAACAGUUCAAGACUUCUCUUCAGAAACAGUACUAAAACUGUCACUCAUCAGUUGUUUACCAGCCAACAGCUAAAGUCCGUGAAACGCAUGGUUUUAAUGCAGAGCCAAUGAGGUGAGGACAAAUGUGGCCUCAGCUCCAGACCAAACUAAAAUUCUGCAAGCAGUCAGUCUUUGGCCUCUCUGGCUUUAUUAGUUGGACCAAGCACAACUUCUCUAUAGCUUCUAAGCAGUUUCAUCAGUGUUGCCUGGGAAAACUUUAAACAGUAAGUUAACUGGUCACCAGAAUAUUUCUACCCAUUCAAGUGAAGAAAAACCCAAGAGAUACUCGGGAAGAGUAUAGCUAAGUAACUUUCAUAGAAAAAUGGAUGUAGAAGUGCUUUAAGGACUUUCUUCAAAGGGUGAGCCACAGUGAUGGUUACAUAGAAAAUAGUGCUUUUGAGCAAGGGCUUUUGCCCACUUGAAAGCAACAAAAAGUGAAGUGCAUAGCGCAAGUCUCCCAUCCAAGCUCUGGCUUUUUAAAGAGGGAAAUGACUUUUGACUUUGGUUUGUUUCAGACUGGCCUCUUUUUUAGCCACAACUACAUGCUGAUGAGAUUUGGCCAUCUUUUUUUUUUUUUUUUAAUUUUAUUUUUAUGUGAAAGUUAAAUACAACCUGAGCCCCGCAUUUAAUUCCCAUUUUCUUGGGACAUCUUACUUUGUUGGAUAGCCACUGGGGCUGCUUCAUAUCUUCAGCAGAUUCACUCCUUGAACAACUAUUUGAAGAUGUGUUUUCUGAGGAAAACAGGCCACAACAGUUUUUUUUAACCAUUUGCAUUGCAUUUCAUUUAUCAGAUGCCUAAUGCAAAGUGUAAUUAGGUCAUGGUCAAAAACACUUGGAACAUUUUAGGGCUCACCAUAGUCAUUCCAAAAGUUCUUGACUGGCUGAAGUCUGUUAACAGUUUAAGAACUCUGUAGUUAAUCAUUAACAUGCUAGUUGACCUAGUGGACAUUUUGGAAGAGUUUUUUAAAAAUACAUACCUUACCCUUGCCAGGAAAAGAAGUAAAAUUCUUCAAAUUGUGGGGUAUUUGUUUCUACUCCUGCCUGCAAGGCUAAAACCUGAGAAUAUAGAGAUAAGAGACAUCUUGAUAUGUAAGGCACUUAAAGGCAUAAAAGUAAAACUGUGCUAAAUAUAUGUAGAAAGAUUGAGAUGUUUGAUAUAUGGGACAAUUCACAUCUUACAUCAGAGAAUUUAUUCCAGAAAGGAACCUCUUGAAUGUGAUAAAUAUGGCAAAGCUUUUAAUCACAUCUCAGCCCUUAGCAUCAGAAAGCUUACACUGUAAAUAAACUUUAUUAAUAUUUUAUGUGAGGAGAACUUUCAUGUAUAGCAUUCAUUGCUUUGGACAGAAAAUGAAUUCCAUCAGGAUGUUCCAGUCAUAUGAUGUAUUUGAGAAACAGUGCAGAGGGAGCUCAGUCUUAACUCCAGAGGAUCUACCGAAGGAAAAAAUGUGGGGAAAUGCUAAAAAAUAAAAAAAAGCAAAAUGUACAACUUCUUACAAAAACUAUUAAUGUUGAGUACUUCUAUAUAUUUUAUAUGACCAUAAUGUCAGUCUGUGUUUUGUACCGCCAGCUCCAAUUGUUCUGUAUAUUACCUGUAAGCAGAUGAUGUAUUUUAUUUUAAUCUAUUUGACAGAACACAUCACUCCAAAAGAGCAAAUUUUUGGAGUGAGUAGUGAAGAAAUUAAUGUGGUUAUAGACAAAAAGUUCACAGAACUGAGAAGGGGGAAAUGUGGGGAAAAGCUUCAUAGUUUGGUGCUUAUCAAAUCAAGAGAAAAGAUUGGUAAAUUUGUGAGGACAAACAGGCUAAUGGGGCACUAAAAUGGAACAACUACUAUAAAUGUCUGCAGCUUGAAUUUUCAAAACUGAGAAGUUGACCUUUGAGCUGCAGGUCACCUUUGCAAGGAAAGGGAAUGGAUUCUCUUGUCGGUGGGGGAAGGAGGGUCUUCUCCAUGAGUUAAGAGUAGGAAGUGUACUAACUCUUUAAUUUUAUGCCUAGGAAAUUUGGGACAGGGAAAUGCCAAGAUGGGCUUUUCCAAGAAAGAGGCACAGCUCCAUCAACUGUGGAUUGUAGUAAGCUUAUCUGAUAAGGCUUGAGAAGCAUUUUGCAGUACUCCUUUUGGCUGUGCUUCCUGUGUACCUUUCCUGCUCCACUUUUCCCCCCUGGAUUUGUGAUCAUUGGAAAAUAGGGUUGAAGCUUCAUACCUGUGAAAGAUUUUUGUUUUUAAUUUUUAUCCUAGAGUUGGUCACUUUUAUUCUAAGUAGUCAUGCUGAUCUGCUUAUCCAAAGCCAGCUAACCAGGUUUAUCCUGCCAUCCUCAUGGAAGAUUUUAUGUAAAAAUUGGAGUAAAGUAUAGAAAUAUAGUCAAACAGUGACAGCAAUACUUGCCAGAGGAGCCAUAUUUUUGUGUGUCCCACUCUGAGCAACUUCUUAGAAAUAUUUAUGAGGGGCUGGGGAUUCCCAUCAGGGAAAUCAAAUGAAGGUCUGCAGAUUUUUAAGUGAGAUAUAGAAUGAGAGAAAAGAAAAUUAAGUGGUACUACACCACUUAAUUUAUACAGUAGAUCAUUUCAUAGAAAUUAGGUAGAUUUUUAUUUCAACUACUACUGGAGAAUUUAAUAAAAUGCAUUAUUUGAAAAUUUUUCCUAAUGUAGGUUUAGGUUUCGUUUUUAGAAUGGAUACACUACUGUACAUUUAAAAGCAGUUACUUAUUUUGCUAUUCAGAUUAAUUUUUUAUUAUAUCUGAAGAUGAAAUUAUUUGUUUUACUUUUCAAAAGCUUUGUGAAACAAACUUGAAGUUAUAGGGAGGUAAGCCAUCUCCAAUUCUGCAGGUCAAACAAAAGUCUGGGAAAUAUUUUGACAUCCCAUAAUACAGAAUGUCUUAACCUGAGAACAUAAUUUCAUUUUGUCUGGUUCCAUUUAAUAGUGAACACCACCAAUCUCAUGUUUUUUCUGUUACCCCAAAACAGUGACAGGGAAAGAGUGGGUGUUACGUAGACCUCUAAACCACGGUCUGCUGUGAUUUUUAUCUUUGAGAUUCUCACCUCCAUUUACUAAAGAAUCAUGACUCCAAAUGACUCAGUAAUCAGGAAAUUCGUUGGUCUUUAAAUGUUCUCCCUUCAGCAAGCACUCAUUAAACAAUGAGGCUGUUCAUGAUUUUAAGAUACAGAGAAUGAGAUCUGUGAUUGAAAGGUGGUAUUAGAACUUGGAUUUCAUUCCAGUUUUAGGUUUGAGUUUUAAGUUCCUUUGGUCCUAAAACCAAAGGGACCAGGCAGCUGCAACGACCCUGAAUUGCUGUCUAUCAUUUAGUCUCCUGACAAGGUUAGGUGUGUUAGGAAGCAGAAGUGGGAAGAGAGUUAUAAACAGCCCCUCUAGGCUGGGGAAGAGUAGUUAGGAGGCCUGAGGAGUGAGAUAGGGGAGACUGGGGGGGGGGGGGGUGUUGGGGUUAGUGCUCACUUGCCUUUCCCUCACCUAGACCAGGAUACAGCAUCCAGCUGCUUUUUAAAGUUUUUAGUCUGCCCUAGCAAGGACAAAGCAUGUUAGAUGUAGAGAUGCUUCUGCUGGUAGCAGGGGUUAUUUGAAAACAUAUGUGAGGGGGGUGGGGUGGGAGGAGGCAGAUUGUGAUUAUGCAGAAAAAUACCGUCCUAAAAAUAUAUGAGUUUAGGGGGAAGGGGUGGGAUAUUCAAGCAAAAUCAGUAAUUAUUUUAAAAUGAGCAUAUGUAUUUUUAUUAACUUUUAGUUAAUAUAGAUUACAACCAGGUCAACAUAAACCUAAAUCUAUAUAGAGAGCUAACUCAGGCAUUGUCUUGUUUAUUUGUAGACUGGAUAAAACAACCUGUACUGUUUUAUCAGUUCCCAGUGUCUUUGUUAAAAAUAAAUUAAACCAAAACAAGAAA
Molecule: messenger RNA, 7851 nt
Organism: Nycticebus coucang (slow loris)
Lineage: Eukaryota; Metazoa; Chordata; Mammalia; Primates; Lorisidae
Gene: ZKSCAN1
Product: zinc finger with KRAB and SCAN domains 1
Exons: 7
Coding region: 462-2144 (560 amino acids)
Biological process (GO): regulation of transcription by RNA polymerase II
Molecular function (GO): DNA-binding transcription factor activity, RNA polymerase II-specific; RNA polymerase II cis-regulatory region sequence-specific DNA binding
Source: RefSeq, a predicted model, not a curated record